Acanthoscelides obtectus is the source of this 10545-nucleotide messenger RNA. The record is from the annotation of a GenBank genome assembly. NCBI's taxonomy places the organism in Eukaryota, Metazoa, Arthropoda, Insecta, Coleoptera, Chrysomelidae.
CGCAAAGUUACCUAUAGUACAAAAGUAGAUUUCUGUUCGAACCUCGUAACAGGUCGCUAUGAACGCUGGUAAGUGAUUUGUGGCCAUGCUGGACCUAGUGAAACGCGUAGGGCUAUCAGCUACGGGCGGUCUUCCGCAUCCGCACUCGCGGGUACGUCUACGGAAGAAAGAGAAAAAACACAGCAAGUUAGCGGUCGCCGUGAGACCGAGUAGCUUGCUGUGCGUCAGCAGCCCUACGGAUGAUCUCUACGUCAAUGGAGUGCAGAGGCAAAGUUACACGUGGAAGUUCCAUCGGCCGAAAUCUUUAAGUGAUGUUACUGUGGGCGGCGCAUCCACCGUGAGCCAUCAGGGAUCACCGGUGCGGUGCUCGUCUUCGGAGGCCAACAUGGACAGUCCGAAGAAGUCGCCGCAAAACCGGCCCCCGCCCGCAAUCGCCGCCACUGCCGACAACAAGUCCACGGUCAAGGUUCACUUGCCAAAUGGCGGCUUCAACGUAGUUAGAUACGGAGACAAUGUUGAAAUCAAGGGUAUUAUUUUGACAGUCACAGAAAGACUAUCAACAGGAGGGAGAUAUUACAAUGGACUGUAUUCUAUGCGAUUGUCGAGGCCACCGUCAACAGAAGCUCACUGGCUGCAUCAAGACCUGACCAUGCAGCAAGUGCAUGAAAAGUACCUUAAGAAGCACCCAAAUUCCGAAUGGCGGUACGAUCUUAGGAUAAGAUACCUACCUACUAGUCUGAAAGAGCUCUACGAUAAGGACAAAGUCACUUUUCAUUAUUACUAUGAUCAGGUCAGAAGCGAUUAUCACGCUGAACUGUACAAGAAAGUCGACCAAGACAUCGCGGUUCAACUGUGCUGUCUGGAAAUACGGAAAUAUUUCAAAAACAUGCCGCAGAACGUGCUCGAGAAGAAAUCGAACAUCGAGUACCUGGAAAGGGAAAUCGGCAUGCAGAAAUUCGUACCCAGUAACAUUUUAGAGAAGAUGAAAAGUAAAUCGUUACGGAAAAGUAUUCAGACGCAGUUCAAGAAGUUUGCUCAUAUGUCGGAUGUAGAUAGUAUGUUUAAGUUUUUAGAAAUCCUGAAAAUCCACACGAACCACGAUCAGGAAAGGUUCAGGGUGGAUUUCGGAAGCAGCUUUACCGUGCCAGUAGAACUAGUCAUAGGUCCUGAUAUAGGUAUUUCCCACACCAACGUCCAAGCCUCCACGACCAAAAAAAUCGCCGAUUUCGAUCAAAUUCAAGCGAUCCAGACCUUGGUAAGCGAUUGCGAAGAACACACGAAAGCGACACUGCAACUGAAAGUUGCUGGAACGCAAGAAGUGCUGUUUUUCACAUGCAGCAGCUUAGAUGAAGCCGAAAGCCUCGCUGAUCUGAUCGAUGGAUACUGUAGGCUUCACUCAGGAUCGCAAACGUCCAUAUGGAACGGAAAAGAUGCGAAUCCUACCAAACAAAAAACCACCAAAGAAAAAGAUAACCACGUGAACCCUACAGGAACAAUGCUUUCGGAAGACUAUGCGGAAAUAGUUGAGGAAGGAGAUUAUUCGGUACCCGCAGUGAAAAAUUAUGAAUUAGUUAGGACCCAAAUAGAACUAGGCGAGAUCCUAGGAGAAGGUCAGUUCGGCGACGUUCACAAAGGUACAGUCAGAACGAAAGAUAACGUGCUGAUCCCAGUGGCUGUGAAGACUUGUAAGGGAGACGCCGAUCUUGCUACUACUGAGAAAUUUUUGGAAGAAGCAUAUAUAAUGCAGAAAUUUGAUCACCCGCACAUAAUCAAACUGAUCGGCGUUUGUUCAGAGUCUCCGGUUUGGAUCGUAAUGGAACUGGCUAAACUUGGAGAGCUCCGGGCGUAUCUCCAGACACACAAAAGUCGACUUGACCUAGCAAAUUUACUGCUGUACGCUUACCAGCUGUCAACGGCUCUUAGCUAUCUGGAAUCGAAGAAGUACGUGCAUAGAGACAUCGCAGCGAGGAACGUACUUGUCAGCACGGAUAAGUGCGUGAAGCUGGCCGAUUUUGGAUUGUCAAGGUGGAUGGGAGAUGACCAAAGUUACUAUAAAGCCUCAAAGGGGAAACUACCUGUAAAAUGGAUGAGUCCGGAAAGUAUUAAUUUUAGGAGAUUUACGACUGCUAGCGAUGUAUGGAUGUUCGGUGUUUGCAUUUGGGAGAUAUUGAUGUAUGGUGUGAAACCUUUCCAAGGUGUAAAAAAUAACGACGUCAUCGGUAAAAUUGAGAAUGGCGAAAGACUGGCAUUGCCGCCUAACUGUCCUCCAAGGCUGUACUCGUUGAUGUCUCAGUGUUGGUCAUACGAACCAAGCAAAAGGCCUAGUUUUAAGGAUAUCAAAGAAAUACUCCAGGAAAUUCUCUUAGAAGAAAGGAGUGCUCAACAAGAAACGUUACGUAGGGAAAGUAGGAAAAUAGCGGCGAUGUCUUGGGGUCCAAACGAUGAUUUCAUUCCUCCGACGAAACCGAGUCGACACCCGAUGCAAGCCGUGGAUCCGGACUCGUACAGCUCGUCGUACGUCGAAGAAAGCCCCGUCUCCCAGACGUACAUCAUCGCCCAAAACCCGGAAGUCCUCGCCCACCUGAUGAAGGAGAACGAGAGCAGAGGCUUCAACGCUGCCGCGUACAACGCUCCCGCAUCGGUAUUCAAUACGGUAGCUGUUAAUUUUCAGAAAAAAGAAAACGUCCCCGAUCCCGUCCUCAUCACCGAACCCAUCCCCGUGCAGAGCUUGCAAAAACUCGAUCCGGAAGUGGCGCUUGACAAAAAGGUCGCGACGUUGGAGAGGUCCGCUUCGAGGUCGAGCACCGGAAGCGGUACUCCCAGGAUGCAGUCCUUGGAGCGGAACAGAUCGAUCGAUAAUUCUAGUUCGCCUAAGAUGAAUUCGCUAGAGCGAAGCGUUGCCGGUUCGCACUCGAGCCUAGAGAAAUCGGGCGUGUUCAGUCCGAAACUGGGGUCGCUAGAACGCAAGUCGCGGAAUACCUCUCCCAAAAUGGGUUCGUUGGAAAGAGGACGCGCCACCGCUUCGGGAUUUUCUCCUAAAAUGGGCUCGCUAGACCGCAACGCGCACGUUCCUUCCCAAGCUGUCUUCUAUGAUAUCGACCAGAUCCCGAAUUUCCAUCCCCAUCCAGUUAUGUAUCAAUUCAGCGAUCCAAAAGAGGCGCAACAGUACCAGGAGAGUAUUUACGAUUUCGGCGGAGCGGACGUUAAGAGUUGCGCGCACAAACAGCAGUUUUUCGUACAAAACGCCCAGCCAAUGGUAUCGCAACAACCUAUAUACGGAGAUCAAUUAUUGUUCGAGAAUCAGAUGUACGAACAGCAAGCCUCGAACUUCAAUAAUAUGCUGAGGCAGAAAUUGAGACAGCAGCAGGUCGAAUCGGAAGAAGAUUCGAAGUGGCUGACGGAGUCUGAAACGCAGUUGAAACAACUGAGCAUCAGCCGAUCGUCAGAAAGUCAUCAUCAACCGGACUCGCUUUCCGAACCGAUGGCAAGUCCCAGUUUGGUGGUGGCGGCCUCUCAACCGAAAGGCGGUUCUGCGAGCAGUAGCAGCAGCCAUUCCCCUGCCGGAACGAUGCGAAAUUCCGUAAAGAGCGAUGAGAACAGCCUACCGAGGAGCGGAUCGAUUGAUACGGAUAGCAGCGAACGAAAGGAAACGUCUCCGAACCCGACCGCCAACCUGGACCGCUCCCACGACUGCGUUUACGAAUCGACGACGGAAGUGGUGCGCGCCGUGAUGGCCUUGAGCCAGGGAGUCCAACGAGCAGAAGCGACCCGGUAUUUGGACCUGGUGCGAGGUGUCGGCGUCGAACUGCGCCAUCUGCUGGCGAGCGUCGAUGCGAUAGUUACGGCGUUCCCGGCGACUGCGCGCAGGCAGGUCGAGAUGGCGCAUCAGGUGCUCAGCAAGGACAUGGCGGAGCUGGUGAACGCCAUGAAGUUGGCGCAGCAGUAUAAUUGCACCACGUUGGACGCGGAGUAUAGGAAGGGAAUGCUGAGCGCAGCGCACGUCCUCGCGAUGGACUCCAAAAACCUUCUGGACGUGGUGGACACGAUCCGCAUUCGACACCCCCAAAUCAACAAGCAACUAUUCAAGUCGAACGAUUCGCUUCCCGAAUCCGACCAGAACCUGGAGUCUUCCAUGGAGAAGCACGAUGCUCCGAAGAGCACGGAACACCAACAUGCGAACGAAAUCACCGAAGAAGAAACGGACGAUAUGCCGUCGAUGUCCCCGGUGCCGGUGUCGUGCACGUUCGUUCAAACACCGCUCUAUACGAAUGUCCAGUCCGCCUCCUCGUCCAACCUCAGUACAAACCUCACAACGGAUAGUUAGUCUAAUUCGAGGUUCGUUUGUUUUAGCAUAAUGGUAUUUAUUGUUGUGUAUGUUUGACGUCUGAAAGGUGCGGUACGUAUAUUUGAAGCUGGUUUCUUUUUACAGUGGGUCAGUGUGCGCCAACGCGAAUGUGCAGAAGCUGGAAACGGUAACCUGGCAUUCCAGAGUACGCGGUUUUUCUAACACAGAACUAUGACGGAUAUGUUGUAGACAGAUCGCAUUAAGAGGGUGUUGAGUCCGUAUUUUGAUGUACUGGUUCAACAACGGCGGUGAGAUAAUUCCUUAGCCUACAAAAGAAAAACGAAAAUUUUGGAAAAGUGGCGAUUCAUUUCUCAACAUAGUUUUCUUUUAGCUCGUUUUCUGGAGGUGUGCAAAGUAGGCGACAUUCGACUCAAAUUUUUGUCCUGCGAGUUACUUUUUCAGGUUUGGAAACGAAAAGAAGUCGCACGGGGCCAAAUCUGGAGACUAUGGUCAUGGUUUUUCUUCGCCAAAUAGGGCGGUUUUUCCUGCAAUUCGGCGUCGAAUCGGCCCAAUAAUUCCCUUCGAAAAACAAAAAUUGAAUCAGCAAAUUUCAGAAAUAUUGACCAAAACGGUUAUUAAUAUUUGAAGAAUCCAUAUUUGCACACUAAGGAUGAUUGUGCGGUCUUUGAAGAAAACAUACCACAUUGAUAGAAUAGGAUCGCGUGUUCUCAUUGCCCCCUGUUGUACGAGGGUUGUUUCAAAAAUAGGGUUCCCACAUUUUUUUCAGGCACAAAGAAUAUUUUAUUUGAAACAACGGAUUCACCAUCGGCGCUUCUUGUUGGGAUCGGUGGUGGGGAAGGCGACAAACUCGACGGUGUUGCCAGAUUGAGAAGAAUAUUUUUAAACGGCCUCUAAACAUUGGCGUUAGCUCAUAUUGUCCUUUUGUGAAGAUAAGACAUAAGCAGCUACAAAUUUUAACUGGUUCGUUGAAAAGAAACCUUAUAUCUAAUAUACAUUAUAUUGCUACAUGCAUUUGGUAAUACAAGUAAAACAACAUAGACAAUUGAGUUCAUUUUUCUGAACUUCGCAAGUAGUUAGCUGAUUGAAUAGUUUUCGUGCAUGGAAUCAAAAUCAUAUUUAACCCAAAUUAUCGGAGUUUUUGUUUACAAAUUUUACAAAUGACCGCAUAACUUGACCAUGGUCCAAAAAGUCUUUUUUCAGAAGUGUGAUAAAACUUUGACAAUUAAUUAAAAAUCAAUACGGCGGUUUUAAUUUUUUUCCCCUGCCAUGGAUUAAGCAAAUAGAAAUACAACUUUUUUGUCUCUUGAAUUUUUUUCGUAUCUUGCUUAGUUUUCGAGAAAAAAAAAGUCCACUUAAUUGUAUAUCCCUAGACCACACAAGGAAUAUGGGGGAAAGUUUCUUUUGGAAAUUAUUUUUUGAUAAUUUUCUGUUAAUGUUAUUUAGUAUUUGUUGUAUAUGUAACAACAUAAUUAGAAAUAAAAUAUUAAAAAAUAAUUUCCAAAAGAAAUGUUUUCCCAUAUUCCUUGUGUGGUCCGGGGAAAUCCAAUUAAGCGGACUUUUUUCUAGAAAACUACACGAUACGAAAAAAAAUCAAGAGACCAAAAAGUUGUAUUUCUAUUUGCUUAAUCCAAGGAACAUAAUAAAAAUCGCACAAAGUCGGUGGCGUACUUUUUUUUGUCGCAAAUAUUCGUUCAGAUCCCGCCCGAGACGCCACUGGACUUAAUAAAGUUAAUCAAUGAAAACAAAAUAAGACAUUUACGAGAAACCAUCUUUUUUUUAAAUUUUAACACCCUGUAUCUUGAGAAUGAAGAAUUUUCGGACCUUUGUUUAUAUGAACUUUUUGACUUAAAAUUUCUCAAAGAAUCGUCUGUUAAAUUCAUGUAUGGCAUUUAGCUUGAAAUAUGUUUUGACUUGAAUACUGGAUUCCGGUGUUGCGUGCAUGUUUUAUAGGUAAAUUGCAUAUAAGAUGAAUGAAAAUUUACCGAAUGGCGCUUGGUCAAGUUAUACACAUAUGAGUUGUUCUUUUUGCUAUUCGAUUAAAAAUAAGUUGAUUUUUUUUACUGUUUAUUGCAAAACAUUGAUUUAAUUUUAUACACAACAUAAUUAUGGUAAAAACACAGUUUCGUAAAAUAUCGCCUUUGACUAUUUUUUGUUAGUUAUCCUUAAUGCAGAUUUAAACUAGUCAUCAGUUUGAAACCCAGAUCGGACACGCAUUUAUUUUUAGUCGAUUAUUUAUAUUGCUGCCCAUAGUAGAAGAUGUACCAAAAAUUAUAGGCAAAAUAGUAUUGAUUCAUCAUUUGCAGUUUCAUCAUAGCAUAUCAGUAAGAAAUAAACUAGGAAAUAAAUUUUAUUCUUAUUUUCAGUAACGAAAACAGUUUAUGUGAAGAUUAACAUUUAUUACACACACACAUUUGUUUUUUUUUUUGACGACGAACCUUGUUGUUGGCGACACCGUUUUUAAGGUGAAGAUAAGAGUAGUUAAUACAUACAGUAGCGGUCAAAAGUUUGGAAACAUUCUUCGUAAUUUUUAAAAGUGCGCUAAUUUUUUAUUCUUUAUUAUAAAGGACUAUUUUUUUUCUCAUAUAGCUUGCUUACAGUCUUGAGGAUACAAAUGACAAUUUGUGUUGGCUGUGGUACUACAGACUAGCAUCAAAACACCUUCAUGUUAAGACCAAAAAUGAGACGGCAAAAGUAUGGAAACAUAUUUUUUAUUACAAAAUUAAAUACAAUAACUCUACAUAAGGAUUUAAAAAAUACUGUCAAGCUAAUAUUUGGUAGCAUUGAUUUUAGCAUUCAACACUGCCUGACUGUUGCUUAUAGAAGACACCAAUUUUUUACAGACGUCUGUUGAGAUAUUUUGCCUAAUAUUUUUUACAUAAUCAAAUAAAUCGUUCCCAUCUUUAAAAGUUUUUCUUGUCAGUUGUCUUUUAACAUGCUUCCAGAUACAUUCUAUAGGGUUUAGGUCCGGGGAUUGCGGAGGCCAUGUAAGAACAUUAACGAAUUUUGAGGUAUGCUUGGCGUCAUUAUCUUGCCGAAAUGUCCAUCCUAAAGGCAUUUUCUCUUCAGCAAAAGGGAGCAUGUGAUCACUAUGAAUAUUUUUGUAAAGUUUUUAAUCCAUUUUCCCAACAAUUUUAACAAUUGGACCCGUUGCAGAACUAGAAAAACAACCAUGAUGUUGCCUUCACCAUGCUUGACUUCUUUCGAAUCUUUGUCGUAUUGGACAAACGUUUAAUGUAGCGAUCCAAAACAUAAUCUUUUUUUUCGGUCCUUCGCACCUGGGGCGCGUUGCUGCAGAUCCGUAUUCUUGAUAUUUACGAAUAACACUGGACAACAAAUUUUAGUUUUUUAAUUAUAUCUUGUGGAAAAAGUGCACUUCUUUGUUAAUUUUGGGGCGCUGAAUCCAAAAAUGACAAUGAAAUAAAAAACUUAAUUGCGGUUUAGAAAAAAACUUUUUAUUUUUAAGGAUAUAUUAAAAAAGUAACAAGAUUCAUAUACUUAUAAGAAUCACUAUAUGCGCUGUCUUUUUGCUGUUCUUUUAUGGAUCGUUUCUGGAGCAUCUUUACCAAGAGUCCAACAGUAGUCUGCAAGCAUGGAAGGAUUCCACUUUCCCUGGUACCUUUUUUCCAUUGUUGAAAUAUCCUGAUGAAAACGUUCGCCGUGCUCAUCACUUACGGCUCCGCAAUUGUCAGGAAAAAAGUCCAGGUGUGAGUGUAGGAAAUGUAUCUUAAGAGACAUAUCACAGCCCAUCUUUUGAUACGAUGACAGCAUAUUUUUGACAAGGGUUUUACAGUUGUCAGCUUUUCUAUUUCCCAAGAAAUUAGUGACCACCAGACGGAAAUCAUUCCAAGCAGUUUUUUCAAUACCUGUUAAAGUGUUUUCAAACUGUGUAUCUUUCAAAAUAUUUCGAAUCUGUGGCCCAACAAAAAUUCCUUCUUUAACCUUUGCCUCACUUAGUCUUGGAAAUUUCUGACGCAGGUAUUGAAAAGCUGACCCAUCUCUAUCUAAUGCCUUGACAAAGUUUUUCAUUAGGCCCAACUUGAUAUGCAGUGGUGGUAAUAAAUUUUUUUUCGAAUCUACUAAUGGCAUAUGCUGACCUGGCUCUAGGAAUUGACGAACAGUCCAGUUUUGUCUGGUGUAAUGAACUGCCUUUGCCCGACUGUCUCAUUCACACAAAAAACAACGAAACUUUGUGUAGCUUAGCUGCAGCCCAAGUAAAAGUGCAACAACUUUCAAAUCGCCACAAAUAUGCCAUUGGUGCUCAUCGUAUUUUAUGCAUGUCAAUAGGUACUUCAUAUUUUCAUAUGAUUCUUUCAUGUGAACUGCAUACCCUACAGGAAGAGAUGGUAAAAUAUUUCCAAUAUGCAAUAACACUGCCUUUAAACUCAUGUUGAACUGUCUAUAAACAAUCUCCAUUCUUCUGGGAUAUAGUUUAUAUUUAAAGCCGCCAGUAAGCCGUUAAUGUUACUGCAGAAAACCAAGUUAUUCUCCAUAUUGAAAAAUGGUUCUAAGUCUUUGUGGCGUUUACGAAAAACACAUACCGAAACAUCGUCUUCUAACAAGUUCCACUGCUGCAGUCUUGAUCCAAGUAACUCUGCCUUACAUUUUGGAAGUUCUAAAUCUCUUACAAGAUCAUUUAAUUCUGACUGUGUGUUAUUUUGUGCGGUUGGUGGCAUGACGUGCUCGGUAUAAAAUCAGGAUCUCUUGACGUUGAUGGCAUAUCUUCUUCCUGACGAAUCACUCGAUCGCCAUGAUCUGAUUCGCAAGUGUAGGAUUCUGGGGGUUUUGGAAUAGGAUUUUCGUCACUGUGAGGCACAGGUCUCAUCGCAGAUGGUAUGUUUGGGUAGUUAAUAACCGAUUUUUUUUUCUUGGACAUACCUGUGGCUUGUCCAACACAAGGUACCAUGCAAAAGUAACAAUCAUUAAUAUGAUUUGUAGGCUCUCUCCAAACCAUUGGGACAGCAAAGCGCAUAGACCGUUUUUUGCCAUUUAACCAGCUCCUCAGACUUGAAGCACAUGUAUUACAGCAGAUGUGGGGUGCCCACUGUUUGUCUUGAUCACCUAGUUUACAACCGAAAUAAAGCUGAUAUGCAUUUGUUAUUAGUGGAGUAAUAGACCGUCUCUGAGACGCAAAAGUCACAUCACCACACACGUAACAAAACUGAUCUGGAUUGUUUACACACUUUCGAGACAUCUUGCAUGAACGCUGUCAGCCAACUGAGGAAAAAAUGGCUAAUAGAAAACAAUAUAAUGUACACGUAUGUAUAACGUAACACAAUCAUGCCGAUUACAUCAUCUUUCCUUGCCGAAUAUAAAAAUGUAGCACGUGCAUUCUUGUGAAUUACAGUAUAUUAACACUGUCACAGCAGGGACACAUAUAAUUACCGUAUCUCUAAAACUUGGACUAAUAUUGAAAAAACAAGUUUCAUUCCGGUUUUAGCACAUUAAAAAUAGUAAUAUUUUGUUGAUUUUAUUCAGGAUAUUUUUUGGCUGUUGAUCAGUGUAAUUUUCGAAAUCGUCCAUUAGUUCAUUUUUAAUCUUCGAGAAAUGUCAACACUUCAGACUAAAUAAUUCAAUUACGUUUUCUCUGAAAUCUUUUGAAAAUUCUAUUACUUUUGUCAUUCAUACGGCAAAAUUGAAAUGUUUCCAUACUUGUCGUCACAAAAACUGUGGUAUUUAAAAAAUGCGUGUUUUUAUUUUCAGAAGAAUUUGAAUAUUGAUAAGAUAAACCUUGUAUUCGUUCAGGAGCCAAAGGUAGACUUUAAUAUUGAUAUUAUCUGUUCCUUUACAAUUUUAAUUUAGGUAUAUGAAAUAGUUCAUAAUAAUGUUAGUAUUUGCUUCCGAACUUUUGUCCGCUACUAUAAAUUAACUACCGUUUGAGGAUAGACCUGACCUUGAGAAAUGCUUUGAUUUCCAGUUAUUAGUUAUCCUGCGAUUGAAAAACCGAAACUCUGUAUAUCUAGUGAAAGUAUGGAUCUUUCGUUAGUCAUAUUACAAAUAAAGUGAUAAAAAUAAUAUCUAGCAAACAUGAUAAUUUAGAUGUUCACUGUUGUUUUUUAUUUACAGAAUUAUACAAAUAUCAACAUUUUUAUCUCGCUGUCAUUCGUUGAAUAAUUAUAAUUCAAAGUAGUACUGUUCUGGAUAAGUGUAAACUAUUCAAAUACUAUUCCUUUUUUUUGACCUGCUUUGUAUAUUUUAUCUGUAUGAAUUGUGAUAUAUGAAUGUAAAGAUUUGACGGUAAG